Messenger RNA from Tuber melanosporum (Perigord truffle), 2332 nucleotides. RefSeq lists its product as uncharacterized. The transcript has 7 exons. NCBI's taxonomy places the organism in Eukaryota, Fungi, Ascomycota, Pezizomycetes, Pezizales, Tuberaceae. The record is from RefSeq and is a predicted model, not a curated record. The coding region runs from base 1217 to 2110 and encodes 297 amino acids.
GUCGGAGGUAGCGUGUCGGCGUGGGCCGCUGUGGUUGUGGGUAUCACGGUUUGCUUCUGUUUGGGUACAAUACUCGAGUACUAGUACGAGUACAGUGCCGGUGAUGUAUCGGGACCUACCUUUAUCUCAUAGCAUGUCCCCCCCUUUUUUGUGGUCCAUGGUGCGCCACGGGCGCAAGGUCCGGCUGAAUUGCCGAUACUACUGUAUCAGCAGGGUGCUGAGACAGCAACCCCAUCAUCGUACGGUGAUUUUUCCGGUCUGGCUUGGAAGGUUGCACCGAAACUGCUGGGCACAAGUUCUCGACUAUCCCCUUGGGAUUCAAGAGCGCGCUAAGCUGUUAGGACACGGUGGAUAUACAAGUAACUGUGUUCUCAUAAGGCAUUCAACCCCAGGGUCGAAAAAGCGUUUUUCGAGUGUCAAAUUCCCGGUGGAUCUGCGGAAUUUUUUGCAAAAGGGGAGCUAUACACACCCAAGCCUUCAACUCGAAAAAACCGUAUAAAUGGUUCUCAGCCCGGGGGGUGAAUGCCUCUGUGCAUACUGCACUCGUCCUACCAACCGGAAUUCCGAGACCACGGUAGCGCGUGGCCUUCCUAUGCGUAAAAGAGAAGGUCCGGAUAGGGUCGCACCCCAUGCUACUGCGGAGAAACUUCGCUAUCAAUAUUCUACUUGUAUGAUACGAGUACAGGUACUUGUAAUCUGGAGCUGCACUGGUGCUACAGUUGGGGACUGCUGCUGGACGACUUUGUGCUACCGUCCUAGGGUUAGGGAUCUGCUUUUUCCUACCAUGAUACCAAUUUCACAGGGUCUCACUCAUUCACCUUUAUUAAUUUUAACACAAUUAGGCCCACGCUUGGUAUCAUACCCGCAUUGGGUUCCCGAGCAGCUAGAUAAAUCUGUUUCCUCACGCUGAGCCGGAAACAUCUUUGUCCGUCAUUUCCGGCGGCUGCUAACUCCUCCACUUCACAAUUCCUAAAUUACAGUACAGCCGCCAGGGGAUCUUAAAAAAGAUAGCCUGUCGUGGGGAACGCGGGGUUCAAUCCGAAUAGCAAUUUGAAAGAUCUACUCGCUUGUAGUCGGAAUAUAUAAGAAUGCUAAGAUUUCAACACAGAUUUCUACACCUAUUCCUUCCUUUCCUUAGCCGACCUUAAGUCUUUCUCUUACCAACUCCAUUCGUUUCUCCUUCCUUCAACAAAAUAAUUGUAAUAACAGAAAAAAUAUGAUUCCGGCAAUCUUUUUCUUAUCCAGUUUCGCCACGGCGGCGCUCGCGGCACCGAAGGUUAUUUGGGAAGGCAGGUUGAAGAUGAAUUUUUCAGCGGCCGAUCUGGAUAAACCCACUACUAGUCCGUAUAAUGCCGAGUUUGUUCUCGGUGCUGGGCAGAAGUGGUCUGAGCAGUUGCUUUUCCCGAGCAUGAGUGUUACGGGGCCUUCUUUGUUCGAUUUGGGGUACCCCGAUUACAGGAAGCCCAUCGAGGUUACGAUUAAUGAUAAAUCAAUCUUUACACCAGGCGGUAACGCGCAAAAAGGCUUCCGUCGCUCUGAACUCCUACCCAGCACCAAUAACGGCACGGAUGCUACGGUCCAGGGGACCACCACGCUCCACUUCUCCGUGAAAGAGGACGUCCACCGUCCAUUGAACUACUCCCACCAAUACGAGAUAGUAUUUAUCGAAACAAACGACUUCAGCAGCCACGUCUGGACAUUAAAGACCGGAACACCAUUCGGUUCCUCCGAGGUCCCAGCGAAGGACGCGAGGACGCUCCGUCUCGGGGGUUCCACCGCUGGUGGGAAAGCCGAGGAAGUACUCUUCUCUGUGCCGUUUGACACCGGGUGCUGGCACAACUUUGCCGUUCAGACAAAUUGGGUUGAUAAUACUAUUUCGGUAUGGCACUCAACCGGCUACGGCCUCCUGAGUGAGGUUGUAAAGACCAGAGCGAAUAACGCCACCGGCAAGGGCCAAGCGCACAUUGGAAUCUUGAAAUUGCCGACUCCACCGGCUACUGAUCUUUCCCAUGAAGGAUAUCAGCCAUCGGACAUCAACGAGGGAUUGAUAUAUGGUGGUCUCUUUGUCGAGGAUUGGAGUCAAAAUGGAGUUUCUCGCACCCCUUGGUAAUAGCGGGUAGCCUGUACACUUUUGGAUGGAGAGAAGGAGGGCAAAUUUUAUUCCGCACGAGCACCUGGUAAACGGUUUACUAUAUUUAGAGUGCUUAAUGGAAGUACACCGCUGGGUGGUGUCGAAUGGAUUGAUUAUGCGAUGAUUUUAUUGUAUCAUAAAGCCUAGAGGCUGGGGAGCACUAAUUGCUUCGCCUUGGAAAUGUCAUACCAACUCUCAUGG